ACCCAUUUGAGCCGCGUGCGCAGUGAACGUCAUCUCUCCAGGCCACCAUUUCCGACCCUUACAACCACCACUUACCUCCACGACACACGGCACACGUCGCAUAUCUACCCUCUACACUCUCACUCUACGAACAGAAAAUCUCUGUAUAAACAUCGACCCUCUACAAACGUCAAGAUGAACCGCCUCUUCGGCUCCAAGCCCGCGGGCCCCAAACCCACCCUCAACGGCGCCAUAACCAACCUCGACACCCGCAUAUCCUCGCUCGACACCAAACUCAAAGCCCUCAACGCCGAACUCGGCGCCUACCAAGAAAAGCUCUCCCGCAUGCGCGAAGGCCCCGGAAAGCAAGCGAUGAAGCAGAAAGCCCUCAAGGUGCUGCAGCGCCGCAAGGCGUACGAGGCGGAGAAGGACAAGCUCGAGAGCCAGGUGUGGAACAUGGAGCAGGCGAGCAACAUGCAGGACAACCUGAAGAACGUGAUGACGCAGGUGGAUGCGAUGAAGACGACGAAUAAGGAGCUGAAGAAGCAGUAUGGCAAGAUUGAUAUUGAUAAGAUUGAGAGGUUGCAGGAUGAGAUGGCGGAUUUGAUGGAUGUGGGUAAUGAGAUUCAGGAGAGUUUGGCGAGGAGUUAUGAUAUUCCUGAGGAUGUGGAGGAGGAUGAGCUGGAUGCUGAGCUGGAGGCGUUGGGGAUGGAGGUCGAGAUGGAGCAUGAGAUGGGUGGUGCUGUGCCGGGUUUCUUGCAGGAUGAGGUCGUGCCAGAGUUUGUGGACGAGCCUCCUCAGACCGAGGACAAGGUGAAGCAGGUUGCUGGUUAACGAACGGCGUUGCUGGAUCACGGUGGACUUCUCGGAGAUUUCUACAUGGGUUUUGCUUGUCACGGCGUUGGUUAGGUUCGUAGGGUCACCCAAGCACAUCAUUUCACUCUUCCAUUAUUGUCAUGAAUACAUUAAACUUGUAGUUUCUACCUGUUGAAGAACAUCGAUCCUGAGUAUCCGCAGGUGUCCAGUACGCAUUUGUACACACAAGACAUCCAAUCGUACUGUAGCCAAUGGAACUCUUGAUGAUUCUGCAGUUAUUCUCGAUAAAGACCCUGUCAAGCCCAUAUAACCCAACUCCCUCGCUCAAAAGAAUGCUUUCUGAGAUAUACGUUUAUGGUCCAGAAUUACAGAUCUAGUCGACUGUUGCAAAGAAUCGGACAGCUUCUUCCAAUGCGGGAUCCUUAUUACAGAAAUCCCACCCAACAAUCGUUGGGGUUUGACUACAGCAAAUAAUUUUAUGCGCG
Fusarium odoratissimum NRRL 54006 is the source of this 1280-nucleotide messenger RNA. RefSeq lists its product as uncharacterized. The transcript has a single exon. Gene Ontology annotation, biological process: late endosome to vacuole transport via multivesicular body sorting pathway; vesicle budding from membrane. Gene Ontology annotation, cellular component: multivesicular body. The coding region runs from base 175 to 813 and encodes 212 amino acids. The record is from RefSeq and is a predicted model, not a curated record. NCBI's taxonomy places the organism in Eukaryota, Fungi, Ascomycota, Sordariomycetes, Hypocreales, Nectriaceae.